AUGGACUCAACCCUCACCAUCCAUCUUUGCCGCAGCCGCCGCCGCCCCUUUCCNAGAAUCAAGCGCACUCGCCUCGAGUAUACGGUCGACCUUCCCCAUCUACCCUCUCGCAACAUUAUCCACCUUGCACCUCUCAGACUCAAGAUCCCCAAUCACACACCUUGCAUCUACUUUGACGCCGCCAUCGUCACCCACAACAACCAUCAUCAGAUCGUCAUCGUCCUCCUCGCCAUCAACAUGGACGCUCCCAACGCUCCCAAUGCUCCCAACGCUCCCAGCCGCGAACCAUUCAUGGCCGGCGUCAACAGCAUUGGCGCCGAUGGCAGACUCCUUCCUGCCGGCGCCGCUGCCGCCUCCAGAAUGACUGCCGCCUACGCCGCUGAGCAGGAGGCCCGCAGAGAAGCCAAUGAGGAAACCAUCUCCAUGGCCUCUACUGCCGUUGAGGAUCCCAAGGGCGAGCAGGACAUUGCCAAGAAGAAGGAGGGUGGUGAACAGAAGUCACUCAUUCGCCGUCUCUUCGGUGGUGUUGGCGACAAGGUCGCUGCUGCCUUGAAGCGCGAGCAGGGAAAGGAGUACCAGGAGGACCAGUGA
Messenger RNA from Aureobasidium musti, 591 nucleotides. NCBI's taxonomy places the organism in Eukaryota, Fungi, Ascomycota, Dothideomycetes, Dothideales, Saccotheciaceae. The record is from the annotation of a GenBank genome assembly.